UAUGUACACGGAAGAUAGUGAGUUUAUUAUAACACCAGACAUAGGACACUCAUUACCAUAGUAAUUAAUAAAGUAGUUCAUGUGGAAGAAUAAUAUAUUUAAAGCCGGUGAAGAGCGUACAGCAGGUGAAAUAAAAAUUUAUCUUCAGUGACAACCGUCAAAUUUCCUAGGACCUACUCAUUAAAUAUUAAUUUGAACCGAAGGUACUGAGAGUAUAAAACCCGGGGACUAGGAAAUUUUUUUAUCACUCGCUGGCUCAUCGUCCUACGGUUUACAUAACUUACAAUAGAAUCCAUAGACUUUUAGUUUCUAAAAAUGUUUAAGCACCAGAUAUUUUAUUACACUUCACUUAAACUGAUAGUUAUUAUUUUGUCUACAUUCAUUUUAUCAUCGGCAUCAAUAAUCCGUGUACGUGAAUCAGAAAGACGUAUCGAGUGUCCACGUGGCUGUGCUGGCGAGUGUGAUAAGUGCGAAUACGGAGUUUCAGUUUCACAGCAAUGUGGAGUAUUGGAGUGCAGAAAGGGACCAGAUGAACGUUGUGGUGGACAUGGUAAUGGAGCAUGCGGAGACGGGAUGAUUUGCUUGUGCGAAAGAUGUAUCGGAUGUAGCACUGAUACUCUCGAGUGUUCAAGUACUCAUUUCGAUCAUCCCUGCUUACCACCAGGAAUCAAUGACAACACCGACCCACGGUACUUGGACUUUAAUAACAACCACAUUUUCUAUGGUUAAAUUAUUUAAUUAUUUAUUUGACUCGUAUUGAAACAUUGCCGCUACAUAUGCCGCUCCCAGUAUUUGACUCUAGCUCAGAUGUUUUAUAAUUAUGUGUAUAGAUAUAUAUAUAAAUAAAUGUAUGCAUUUAUCAGUGAACCGUACAUAAAUAUUCUCGCUCUGUCACUUAUUAUUUUAUUAAAAAUUAUUUCACAUCAGCACUCGACUAGAAAUUAUUUCUACUUAAGUGACUUGAAACUCUAGUAAACUACAAUUACUG
Microplitis demolitor is the source of this 988-nucleotide messenger RNA. It is a transcript of the gene Qbp-1, whose product is annotated as neuroparsin-A-like. NCBI's taxonomy places the organism in Eukaryota, Metazoa, Arthropoda, Insecta, Hymenoptera, Braconidae. The record is from RefSeq and is a predicted model, not a curated record. The transcript is spliced from 3 exons. Bases 316 to 729 code for a protein of 137 amino acids.